Molecule: messenger RNA, 1627 nt
Organism: Pelagomonas calceolata
Lineage: Eukaryota; Pelagophyceae; Pelagomonadales; Pelagomonadaceae
Source: the annotation of a GenBank genome assembly
CCAAAAAGCUCUAUCGUGCGGGGUUGUGCGAAACGCGAGGUUCGAGGCAAAAAAAUCGAGCGCUGAACGUCCACAGUCGCUCAGGAGCUUCAUUCCUCUCCAAAACAGCUCAAGACGAGAUCUUGCCGGCAUUUGUGCGGCUAGGGAGCAGCUACAGCCCAAAAGCAUCUCACUGCCAAAAGCUGGAUUUUCUCGCGCGCGCGGCCAUAAAUCAAGCCGGCGCCGCCCCAGCACAAGCUCUGGACCACAAAGAAAUCGCCCCGUAAGCCAAAAAAAGCGAAACGCGAGCAGCCGCGCCGCGGACCACACGCGGAACGAACGGAACGAUGUCCGCCCUAGCCGAGCAGCAAAGCCUCUCGAGCCAGGGCAGCGCGUCGCUGACGCCCACCGCAACCUCGUCGAGCUACGCCUCGUCGAGCAAGCCCAGCGAGUUCAACGACGACGCCUCGUCGAUCUCGACCGUGAGCGAGGAGUCGGAGGAGUCCAAGGAACCCGAACCGUACCAGCUCCCGCACGACCGCGCCGUCGCGACCAUGAACGAGGACGAGGACGACGAGUCCUACUCGUCCGAAAGUAGUGGCGAAUCGAUCGUGCCGGACCUGGGCGGCGACGAGGACGACGACCCGUCCGCGAAAGCUACUGGUGCGGGGCUCCUCGGCUACCUCGGCCUCGGGGGCCAGGCGACGAAGGCUACCGAAGACGACUACGCCUACGACUUCGAGGGCGAGCCCCAGGAACAGGACGACGAGCACUACGACUUCGGUGAUUGUGCAGUGUCCUUCGUAUGUCGCGUCGAUGGCGUGUGACGCGUGACUCGUCGAUCACGCAUCCUCGAGAGACCGGCGCCACGCCAUCGAGCAGGCGUCGACGGCGUGGCGGUCGACGCGUAACACACGCAGGCGACGACGAGGAGCCCGAGCUCGACGAGGACGAGUUACUCGCGGAGGAGGGCCUCAAGGACGACCGCCUCGAGGCGCGGCUCGCCUUAGCUUAUGACGUCGCGACGGCGGGCGUGUCCUCUGGUAGGGAGCACCCGAUGAAGGCGCCGGAAUUUCGGAAGGCGGUGGCCGUCAUGGGCCGCGUCUUCAGCAAGGAGGAGACCGACCGGUUUUUUGAUGAGGCCCUGGCCUUCUCCGAGGAUCGUUCAGCAUUAGGUGUGUCGUCCGAGCGAGAUGAACGGGGCUUGCUCAAGAGGAACGUCGUCGAGGCGAAUCCGAGGAGACAUGCGCUAUGUCUGCCGAAAGACGACUUCGUGGCCUAUUUCUCGAAGUUCGUGACGCGGACCGUCGAUCCGAGGGAAGCUGCCGAACAUUUCAGGGCGCUGGUCGAGGGCGCGGCCGAGCAGGCGCUGCGCGAUCCCGACACCGAGGCGUCUGACGAGUUGAGAGCUAUGGCCGACACGAAGCAUAGGAGGGUCGACGAGCUCUUCAUUUAUGCUCGCGAUUUGAGGAAGGUCGUCGCGUCGAUGUCGGAACGCUUGACCGACGAGGAGGCCGACGCGUUCAUCCGCGAGUGCAAACCCGAACCAUUGGUUGGGGCGGCCGACGGCGGGCUGGAGCGCGUCUACUUCCACCAGUACCUCAACAUGCUCAAGGACGACUCUUGAUUUGCGUAAGUGUCUCUUCCU